AUGAAAGGCUUGAAUGGCGCCGCGACUCCCCGGGAAAAGCAGGGAGCCAAGCGGGAGGGAGCAGGAAGCGCCGGGGCGCGGGGCUGGGUGCCCCUCACGGCUUGCCUCCGCCCCCUCCAUUCCGCACUGGUCGGGGUGAGGGGAUGGGGGCGGGGAGGGGGGAGCCGUGCUGACGUCACUGCGGGCCGUGCCCGCCCGAGGAGGCGGCGCUGGGAGCCGCUCAGAGAGACCCGAGAAGCCACGCACUGCCAGGAGCCCCCGCACCGCUGCCACGGUGCCCGCCUCCCGCGGCUAUCGCUGUGCGUCCGCCCAGGCAGGGGUGCCUGGAGAGCGCCAGAGCCGGGCGUCAGCCCGGGAACGCGCCAGAUGAGGGGCAGCGGAGCUGCUGUCCCCGCCGCCGCCCCACCCCCGCCGCUGCCUCACGGGGCCCCGGCCCCCUUCCCGGACACGCUGCAGAGUCAGAAGACAGAAAGGAGAAGCGGGGCUCUGGUGGAGGAGUGUCAAGCUAUCAAAUCUGACCAUCAUGUCUUCAUGAGGAAAGUAAAUGACGACGAGACCCCGCUCCAGAAGCAGAUUGAUGUGCAGCAUAGUGAUUUGACGUUUACAUCCCUUUAUGAAAUGAUCAUCACGUCUCUGGGAAUCUUGAGGAUCAAAGAAUCAAAGCUGAUAUUAUCUAUUGAGCCCUGGGAGCAUCCAGAAAGAAGUAUGAAUCAUGGAAGAUUUUAAGUUUCAAACAAGCCCAAGGGAAAAUCCUGCCUUGGAAGGCUCUCAAUUUGUUGGAGGUGAUUGAUGUGACUAACUCUUCCUGUGAGUUUUAGGCAAACUUAAAUGCCUUCAGGGCACAGGCAGAUAAAUGAGUAAGUGAAGUAAGCAGAGGGAAGGACAUGCUGGGGACAGCGGAGGGACAGAAGGAGCAGCCACUGCUCAGUGCCAUUUAGAAAUAUGGACCCAGUGGCCAGAAACUCCGAAGCUUCCAGAGAAGCCAGAAAUCUGGAUUUCUUCACAUGAACUCUCCAGGUUUUCAAAUAUUCGUAGCUUUUAAAAAAAUUUAUUAUGAAAAACUUCAAACAUACAGAAAAACAGUGAUAUUAUAAGGA
Rhinolophus ferrumequinum (greater horseshoe bat) is the source of this 1097-nucleotide messenger RNA. RefSeq lists its product as uncharacterized. The coding region runs from base 1 to 726 and encodes 241 amino acids. The record is from RefSeq and is a predicted model, not a curated record. NCBI's taxonomy places the organism in Eukaryota, Metazoa, Chordata, Mammalia, Chiroptera, Rhinolophidae. The transcript has 5 exons.